AUUACACGUGUGGAGUUCCACCUCCAAUCGGAUAAGUAUGUUUCACGUACAGCCUGCAGUCACUUUUUACGUUUGACACAGUCCUCGGAAUCCAGCUCCCGUUUUUGAUUUUCUCGCUAUCGAUUCACUACCAGCCCCACUUUCGUAGUACUUUUUGCACUUUAUUUCCUCUUAUUUCCCGACUCAUCGAACAUCAUUUCAGAAGAACUCCCGGUCUCACAACAAGGAUGGAAGGACGAACCUUGGGCAAUCCAAGUUUUCGCUUUCCGGGGCGGCCGAGGUACAUUUCCAAGGGCGAUUCCCGCGCCGACAUGACAACUCGGAACAGCUUCUCUGCUCCACCGCCGUUGCUGCUGAAGGGCUCGACUCUUUGCCAGCUCUGCUGCUGGUUCUGCAGCUCGAGCAAGAAUCCGGGCUUUUCCUUUGCGGCGCACGUCGUGCAGCAAGGGACGGACCAGCACGGAGGUGGUUUUCCAGCAGAGCCCGUUCCCAUCCAAGAAUCCUACUUCGUGCCACUCGGAAAGGAGCGCGAGGCUUCUAUGGGUGCGACGACCGAGGAGGGCGAUGAAGCCAGCGCAGGCUGCGGUGACGCUUGCGGGACGGAGCAGGAUCUAAAGGAGGAGACAGGGCCUGAAGGAGGCGAAUUUUCUGGGGCCCCCCUCUUGGGUGGAGGUGGAGAGAGUGGAGCAGGAACGCUGUCGAUACCGGAGUCGAUCGAUGUUUAUCGAGGGACCGGCGAUUAUUACUUUAACACUGAAGAUGUAGAUCUUCCUUACGGAGAAUGUAAGCUACAUCCCGGGCGCAAGGCGAACGUCUGUGUUCCACCGAGGGGAUACGUUCCACUGUACACCAGUGAAAGAAGUGGAUUACAUCCAUCGCUGCAAGGGCGACCUACUUCAGAUAGGUUCGUUGACAGAAAAGCACGUGGCAACGCUCAAGUUCAGGAAGGCACCCAGUGA
Molecule: messenger RNA, 959 nt
Organism: Amoebophrya sp. A120
Lineage: Eukaryota; Dinophyceae; Syndiniales; Amoebophryaceae
Source: the annotation of a GenBank genome assembly